Messenger RNA from Aplysia californica (California sea hare), 1095 nucleotides. Its product is annotated as FMRFamide receptor-like. Lineage: Eukaryota; Metazoa; Mollusca; Gastropoda; Aplysiida; Aplysiidae. Gene Ontology annotation, cellular component: plasma membrane. The transcript has a single exon. The record is from RefSeq and is a predicted model, not a curated record. The coding region runs from base 1 to 1095 and encodes 364 amino acids. Gene Ontology annotation, molecular function: G protein-coupled receptor activity. Gene Ontology annotation, biological process: G protein-coupled receptor signaling pathway.
AUGUCUCCAAGCUUCGGCCUCCUGGAUCUACCAGAUUCUGUGGGUGGGGAUGUAAUGAUGAACACAACGAGCACCACCCAACAAACUACAUUAACGUCAGCAGCAGCAGCAGCAGAUGAUGACUUGAGCGACCUCACAAACCUCGUCAUGGAAACAAUCGAGCUGGUCAUCAACUGUUUCCUCAUACACAUCAUCGCCGGGAUCGGCAGCGCCUGCAACAUCAUCACUGUCAUUGUGCUGGUCAAGACCAGGGGCUCGGACAGUAACACGACCAUCCUCUUGUCCCUCGCUCUCUGCGAUCUGGCUUUUCUCCUCACCCUCACGGUCCGGAAAAUGGACUGCAUUAUAGCCCGGUUCGACCCGGUCGCAGGACUCAACCACCAGGCCUACAUGACCGCCUACGUCAUCGUUACGUCACGGCUCGUCAUGUUCAUCUCGUCCGGCCACAUUAUCGUCAUCGCCGUCGAGCGUUUCGUCGCCGUUAUCUUCCCGUUCAAGGCCAAGAUUCUCUUCUCUCGUCGUCGCGUGAUGAUUAUGCUGCUCAGUCUGUAUGUAGUGAUGGCGGCGACGGCGACUCCAUACCUCGGCUACAGCGGCGUUGUCUGGUCGUUCAACCCCGCCUUCAACACAACCGUGUCUUCGGUGCAGUUCGCGAGGUACUACUUGGAGAUGUACGAGGGCCUGACCAACUUUAACAUACUAGUAAUGGGCAUUCUACGCGGCCCCGUCUCCUUCACAGCGGUCAUCGCUUGCUGUGCCGUCAUCGUUCAUCGUCUACGACAGGUCAGCAAACAGCGGGAGACAAUGUCUAGCUCCUCCAGCCAGCAGCAAGUGAAUGUCAAGGUCACUCGUAUGCUGUUAGCGCUUUGCGCUGUCUACGUCAUUACGAACCUAGCCACUGUUUCAUUGGCGGUGUACACUUUCGUGACCAGCUCCAACCUUCUUGGUCCAACGUUGUACUUCAUGGUGAACAUGGAAGAAAUGCUGUUUGCUCUCAACUCCAGCGCCAAUUUUUUCAUUUAUAUUUUCAUGUCCUCUAAGUUCUACAAAACAUGCCGGUCGCUGUUCUGCGUGAGUGCUCAGCCUGAGACGUAA